This is a messenger RNA of Erigeron canadensis, 1033 nucleotides long. RefSeq names its product (+)-cis,cis-nepetalactol synthase NEPS3-like. The transcript has a single exon. Gene Ontology annotation, molecular function: oxidoreductase activity. The coding region runs from base 141 to 929 and encodes 262 amino acids. Lineage: Eukaryota; Viridiplantae; Streptophyta; Magnoliopsida; Asterales; Asteraceae. The record is from RefSeq and is a predicted model, not a curated record.
UGCAAAAAAUAUAUUUUGGUUGACCAUAAAUAUAUACAAUUAGCAACUUGUACAAUAUAUUAAUUCCUAUCUCCACUACAAACCAAAAGCUGAAACAUAUGCAGAUCGAUAUAUAUUAUUUAAACAAGCUAGACACAUAGAUGUCCGCAAAAAAUAAUCUCAUUAUGAACAAAAUACAAGGAAAGGUCGCUAUAAUCACCGGAGGAGCAAGUGGUAUUGGCGAAGCCACUGCUCGUUUAUUUGCCAAACAUGGGGCGAGGGCAGUGGUGAUCGCCGACAUUCAAGACGAUCUUGGCAAAGAAGUCGCUUUAUCCAUCGGCUCAAAUCAAUGUACAUACAUUCACUGUGACGUUACCAAUGAGUCCCAAGUGAAGUAUCUAGUGGAGACGACGGUUGAGACAUAUAGUCAGCUAGAUAUCAUGUUUAGUAACGCUGGCAUCAUUAGUAAAUCCAAACAGAAUGUGGUUGACUUUGAUAUGGAUCAAUUUGACCGUCUCUUUGCAGUCAACGUCCGUGGAAUGUCUGUAUGCGUUAAGUACGCAGCACAGGCAAUGGUAAAAAGAGAGGUUAAAGGGAAUAUUAUUUGUACUUCGAGUAUAAUGGGCAGGAUUGGGGGAGAAGGACGGACGGAUUAUUGUAUGUCAAAGCACGCAGUGGUUGGACUAAUGAAAUCGGCAAGUAAGCAAUUGGGGCAGUAUGGAAUUCGGGUUAAUUGUGUAUCUCCAUUUGGGUUGGCUACACCUUUGACUUGUAACUUGCUUGAGAAAGAGGCUGAAGAAGUGGAAAAGAUUUAUCAGCCGAUGACUAGCUUGAAAGAUGUGGUUUUGAAAGUGAAUGAUGUUGCUGAGGCAGUUUUGUUCCUUGCUAGUGGGGACUCUGCUUUUAUCACUGGGCAUGAUCUUGUUGUUGAUGGGGGUUUUACUGUUUGAUAUCUUUUUUGAUAUAUUAUCUUGGGUUUUAUAAUAAAACUUGCAAUAAACGUUGAACGGGUUUUUUUCUGGUCCAUUGGUCGGUCAGGUCAAAAGCCUAUAUU